Messenger RNA from Trichoderma virens Gv29-8, 970 nucleotides. RefSeq lists its product as uncharacterized. Lineage: Eukaryota; Fungi; Ascomycota; Sordariomycetes; Hypocreales; Hypocreaceae. The record is from RefSeq and is a predicted model, not a curated record. The coding region runs from base 92 to 799 and encodes 235 amino acids. The transcript has a single exon.
CUCACACCCCAAUCUUCAAGAACUUUUCCGAGUAAUACCAAACUAUAAUUAUCUUCCUUGGUAUUGUUCACUUUCAAACAUCUUCAUCACCAUGCACAAUACCAACACUCGCCUCUUUGGCUUGUUCACUGUGCUUAUGAUAACGCCGCUAGUCUUCGCCGCACCUGGCAAUGGUGACGGUAUCAAAUCUGCCACCAUACCAGAUUAUGACAUUGACAAACUUAACAUUUCCACGCCAAUCUCCAGCGAGCCUACAGUUUACCCUGGACCUGGCCUUCCGUCCCUGGAGUCUCUCGGCUUGACAUCCUCCAACCUCUUCAAUGACAGUUUCAUGAAGACCUACUUGGCUGAUAAGGCAACCAACACUGCUACUACACAGCCACCAUUACUGGCAUCCAAGGCUUACACUCCGCAAGGGCUCCACAGCCUGGAAAAACGCUUCACUAAUCGAUGCUUAAAUGACACGAAUGGUGUUGGCUAUGGCACACAAGCUGGUCUCACUGCCUGCUACAAUUACCUCUCUUCACUUGGGACCACAGAGUGCGCCGCUAACUCAAACGGCAUCGUUAUGUGCUACGCUACUGUUAACGGGUUCACAUCUUAUGUUACAGGUCAACCCAUAAACACCACCACGUACGCAGCAAGCUACUGCCGAGAUGUCGCUACAGGCAUGGCGUGGGGAAUCCUUGCUUGCGUCUGGUGCCCUAAAGGCUGGAGUGAUUGUGUGGCUGAGUCGCUUUCUGCAGCGUAUGGGAACGGCAACCUAAUAAUUCGGAACUGGGGCAAUGCAUUCCCUUAGAAUAUAUUCAGUACUCAAAGGCAUGUAUCACAAUACAACAAUAUAUAUUCACAACAAAGGCACUUGCACUUUCCGAAGACGUAGACCGAUGAACUAGUAGGAAAUAAGUGAUCGCCCGAGACACUGUGAUCACUACAUUCUUAUAUAUAGGACUGAAUAGAUACCUUUAUG